Molecule: messenger RNA, 1770 nt
Organism: Triticum urartu
Lineage: Eukaryota; Viridiplantae; Streptophyta; Magnoliopsida; Poales; Poaceae
Product: protein CLT2, chloroplastic
Source: RefSeq, a predicted model, not a curated record
UAAACGGAGCGAAGCAACCAACCAACCCCCCGCGAAAUCUUCAAACCCCACCGCGACCGCCAUGCCAAUUUCGCUGCUCCUCUCCGCCCCCCUCCCCUGCCCGCCGCCGCCUCUCCUCCGCCACGGCUGCCGGCGGGUCCCGGCCCCCCUCCGCGCCGCCCACCUGCCUCCGCCGCUCCGCGUGGCCCUCGGCACCGCCCGUGGCGGCGGUGGCGGGCGGCUGCCCGUCGAGACGCGGUGCGCGCGGGCGGCCGCGGCGGUUGGGGUUUCAGGGGGAGGAAGCGACGCUGAGAGUGGCGCUGGCACGGGGAUCACCGCGGCGGCGGCGGCCACCGUGGCGCUCGCGGUGAUGAACCGGGUGCUGUACAAGCUUGCGCUCGUGCCCAUGAAGAAUUACCCCUUCUUCCUCGCGCAAGUUCUCACGUUUGGGUAUGUUGUAGUCUACUUCUCAAUUCUCUUUGUAAGAUAUCAGGCUGGUAUUGUCACUAAAGAAAUGCUAGCGCUUCCAAAAUCACGCUUCAUGUUAAUUGGACUGCUAGAAGCGAUGGGUGUUGCUUCAGGCAUGGCUGCUGCAGCUAUGUUGCCUGGGCCAUCUAUUCCAGUGCUGUCUCAGUCUUUUCUGGUAUGGCAGCUUAUUUUAUCAGUCAUCGUUUUGGGAAGGAAAUAUAGGGCAAACCAAAUUCUUGGAUGCUUGCUUGUUACAACUGGAGUAAUUCUAUCAGUAGUAAGUGGAGCAAACGGUGGUUCAUCUCUGUCUGAUGUCAAGUUUUUUUGGCCAGCAGUUUUGAUGGCUUCAUCUGCAUGUCAGGCUGGUGCAUCUAUAAUCAAGGAAUUUGUUUUCAUUGAUGGUGCAAAACGCCUUGAGGGAAAGCGGCCUGACAUAUUUGUGGUCAACUCUUUUGGGUCAGGAUUCCAGGCUCUUUUUGUUUUGCUACUCCUGCCGUUUCUCUCUAAUUUGAAAGGCAUUCCAUUGACUGAGCUCCCUGCAUAUGUAAACCGUGGUGCUGCAUGCUUUCUGAAUGUUGGUGGUGGUAAUCUGAACGAUUGUCCUGGAGCCCCUUUGCUACCACUGCUCUUCAUAACUAUGAACAUGGCCUUCAACAUUUCUGUGCUAAAUCUGGUGAAGAUGUCUACAGCACUGGUUGCUUCGCUAACAGCAACACUAGCAGUACCUCUUUCGAUAUACGUUCUGUCACUUCCUCUUCCAUACAUGCCUGGAGGAACAAGUUUAAGCACAUCCUUUUUGGUCGGCGCUGCUGUCUUGGUGCUUGGGUUGCUCCUAUACAACCUUCCUCAGAACUCAGCUGAUCAAGUGAAGACAGAGUGAUCAAAACCAAAAUCACUCACAAGGAUGGCAGCAAGCUUUUGAUGCACCUUGAUACAAUACAAGACCGUGCAUUUUCAACUGCGGUCUGCAGCACAUGUUUGUACAGAACUUCUGAAGGGUGUGAGCUCCGCAACCUGAGAGAAAUCUUUUCGCACAGGCAGGGUCUAAUAAAUUCUAACCUAUAAUGAACUCCCGGUGCCACCCACUCCACUUUAGCGACUCCAGCAACUAGCUUCAGUCUUUCUGUCAAAGAGAGCGCUUGGAAAUAUCAGAAGUUCGGUGUUCGUGUGGUUGCAAAUCAUCUACAGUUUUUAUUUUUUUGAUUCAUAAGCCAUAUUUCAAUGUAAAGGUUGUUUCUACUUGUGCGUCGAUGUAUUACCAAACGAAAUUGCUUAGUAUACCAUGCACAUCGCCAUCAAGCGCAAAACACAUGGGGUUGUCUA